UUUUGGUUUUUCGAGACAGGGUUUCUCUGUGUAGCUUUGCGCCUUUCCUGGAACUCGCUUUGGAGACCAGGCUGGCCUCGAACUCACAGAGAUCCGCCUGGCUCUGCCUCCCGAGUGCUGGGAUUAAAGGCGUGCGCCACCACCGCCCGGCUUGUUUGCAUAUUCUUGUUCACGUGUUUCACGCUGGGCCACCCCAGGCUGUGCAGAGGAUGGUGGGUAGCGUCGCAGGGUGCCCUGCCAUGCUUCUGGGGAAGUUGCAGACUGAGUAUGGAGGGUAGAAAGAGCUCUGACGCAAGGCCCCUGGUGCUGAUGUCAAGGCAGACCUUCUAUGGGACAGAUGCUGAAAGGCAUCUCCAGGGGCUGGACUUGGGCCCCGGCUGGUGCUGCCUGACGGCCCUAUGCUAACCUUAAGAGACGAGGCCUGUUUGUGGGUGGGGGACAGAGGUGCUGACUGGGCAGUGAGUCAGCAAACCGGCCAGUGCAGCCCAGCCCUGGUCCAGAAUCAGCCUCCUGGAAGAGGAUUAGGGGGAUUAGCUACCUGAAUCACAGGACUGGGAGCUGGAGGGUCGGGGAAUAUAAACCCAUCCACUGGCCGGUCCCCUAUCAUUCAGCCCAGGCUGAGAGAUUGGUAAAGCAGAGCAGGUACAGAGGCUGUGGUGAAGGUCUCUGCACUGGGGUGUUCAUGCCUGCCGGGGGUGGAGGAGGUUAGCCUGCUGAGCCAGCCAUGGUGCCCACUGUUCUUAUAUAAGACCUGGUGCAGGCAGGUAGUCCCAUCCACUCACUGGAUCAGUGGCUAGUUGGCUGGGACUAAGCUUUGAUUGGGCAGAGGCCAGUGUUAAUCUGGGUGCCGAUGAUUCCUAGGACGACUGAGGCAUGCAAUCUCAUUCUUGCAGGGGGUCCAAGUUGGCAGAACCAUGCUAAGGACUGAGUAGUGACAAGGCCAUUGGGCCCCAGGCUAGCUUUGCAGCCAUUGACUGCACUGUUCCCACACCCUGCCCUUACUUGGGGCCAGGCUUUCCCUGAAGACUGGCACUAUGAGGGCAGACAGGUUCUAGUGAGUAUGGGGCUACCUUCAGCCCAGCGGAUGAGGGCACUUCGGUUAGGAUGAGCCCCACUUCAGGUGAGGGUCAGGGUUCCUUUCCUUUUCUGCUGGUUGAAGAACAUGUCCCCUUGGGAGUCAAGAGGACUUGCUGGUUUGGGUAGAGAGACUGGAGUUGGGGGUAGAGCGGAAGUACAUCAGGUAAUUAAAGAUACUAGACUUCCAAGUCACGGAAAAGCUGAACUGCUGGACUUCGGAGUCACUAGGGUGGCUCGGGAGUGGAGGGGAAAAUGAGACUUGCGGAGGGGGCAGCCCACGUGGAGGUGCCCGUUUGGUUGAAUUGGGGUUUCCUGUUAACACUGUUAGACAAGGAAGAGGGCCGAAUGUGGCACAGGAGACUGGCUCAUCUCAAUAGCAUCAUGGCCUUCAUCUUUGCGUUUUGUAGACUCCCAACCCUGCUGCCACCAUGGACCACUCCUUCAGCGGAGCGCCCCGCUUCCUGACGCGGCCAAAGGCUUUUGUGGUAUCUGUGGGCAAGGAUGCCACACUGAGCUGCCAGAUCGUGGGUAACCCCACGCCACAUGUGAGCUGGGAGAAGGACCGGCAGCCAGUGGAGGCAGGAGCACGCUUCCGCCUGGCCCAGGACGGGGAUGUGUACCGCCUCACCAUCCUGGAUCUGGCGCUCGGUGACAGUGGGCAGUAUGUGUGUCGCGCGAGGAACGCCAUCGGUGAGGCCUUCGCCGCCGUAGGCCUGCGAGUGGACUCGGAGGGCACGUGCGCCGAGCAGGCGCCCCACUUUCUGCUGCGCCCCACCUCCAUCCGCGUGCGCGAGGGCGCAGACGCUACCUUCCGAUGUCGCGUGGGCGGCUCACCACAACCCGCUGUGAGCUGGUCCAAAGAUGGGCGGCGCCUGGGCGCCCCCGACGCCCCCCAUGUGCGCGUGGAAGAUCACGGCGAGGCCAGCGCGCUUCGCAUCCGGUCGGCACGGCCUCGCGACGGUGGCACCUAUGAAGUCCGAGCCGAGAACCCGCUGGGUUCGGCCAGCGCCGCCGCCGCGCUCGUGGUGGACUCGGAUGCCGAGGCUGCCGGACCACCCGGAGCCUCCACCGCCUCGCUCCUGGCGCAUCUGCAGCAGCGGCGCGAGGCCAUGCGCGCCGAGGGCGUCCCCCCCUCCCCACCCGGCGCCGGCACACGCACCUGCACGGUGACCGAAGGCAAACACGCGCGCCUCAGCUGCUUUGUGACCGGCGAGCCCAAGCCCGAGACAGUGUGGAAGAAGGACGGGCAGCUGGUGACCGAGGGCCGGCGCCACGUGGUGUAUGAGGAUGAGCAAGAGAACUUCGUCCUGAAGAUUCUUUUCUGCAAGCAGUCGGACCGUGGUCUCUACACUUGCACAGCCUCCAACCUUGUAGGCCAGACCUACAGCUCCGUGCUGGUGGUCGUGCGAGAGCCGGCGGUGCCCUUCAAGAAGCGGCUGCAGGACCUGGAGGUGAAAGAGAAGGAGUCCGCCACGUUCCAGUGUGAGGUGGCGCAGCCGGCCACGGAGGCGGCGUGGUUCAAGGAGGAGACGCGUCUGUGGGCCAGCGCCAAGUACCGCAUCGAGGAGGAGGGCACCGAGCGCCGGCUGACCGUGCGCGACGUCUCGGCGGACGACGACGCGGUGUACAUCUGCGAGACCACAGAGGGCAGCCGCACCGUGGCAGAGCUGUCGGUCCAAGGGAACCUGACCAGAAAGCUGCCCCGGAAGACGGCAGUGCGCGCCGGAGACACAGCCAUCUUCUGGGUGGAGCUAGCUGUCCCCACGGGCCCUGUCCAGUGGCUGCGGAACCAGGAGGAGAUGGUGGCAGGGGGCCGGGUAGCCAUUACUGCAGAAAGCACGUGCCACACACUGACCAUCUUCCAGUGCACCUUGGAGGACAUGGGUGAGGUGGCCUUUGUGGCUGGUGGCUGCCGGACGACCACCCAGUUCUGCGUAUCAGCGCCCAGAAGACCACCCCUGUACCCCCCUGCUGACCCUGUGGUGAAGGCCAAGACAGAGAGUUCUGUGACCCUCAGCUGGUCCCCACCACCCCACGGGGACCGCCCUGUCACCAUUGAUGGUUAUGUGGUGGAGAAAAGGAGACUUGGUGCUUAUGCCUGGAGCCGGUGUCAUGAGGCAGAAUGGCUGGCCACAACUGAGUUUACCGUGGCUGGUGUGGCUGAGGAGGGCGACUUCCAGUUCCGGGUGUCAGCCAUCAACCACUUUGGCCAGAGCCCUUACCUUGAGUUUCCAGGGACCAUCCACUUGGUCCCCAGGCUGGCUGUAAAGACACCUCUGAAGGCAGUGGAGGCAGUGGAAGGUGGUGAGGUCACCUUCUCUGUGGACCUCACCGUGGCCUCUGAGGGCGAGUGGUUCCUGGAUGGGGAGGCCUUGAAAGCCAGCAGCGUAUACGUGAUCCGCUGCGACCGUACCCGGCAUAUGCUCACCAUCAGAGAGGUGCCUGCCAGAUUGCAUGGGGCACAGCUGAAGUUUGUGGCUAAUGGCAUUGAAACCAGCAUCCAGAUGGUGGUCCGAGCCGCUCUGGGGCUAGCCAGCAACAAGCUUCCUGCCGUGGCUGCCCGGGAGGUGCUGGCCCGGUUGCACGAGGAGGCCCAGCUGCUGGCUGAGCUGUCGGACCAGGCUGCGGCUGUGACUUGGCUGAAGGAUGGCCGCGAGCUGCCCCUAGGACCCAAGUACGAGAUGCAGGUGUCAGCUGGGAGGCGAGCCCUGCUGGUGCGGGAUGUGGUGCAGGAUGAUGCCGGCCUCUACGAGUGCGUUAGUCGUGGGAGCCGCGUUGCCUACCAGCUGUUGGUGCAAGAGGCCAAGAUGGUGUUUGCCAAGGAACAGCAGACACACAGCGAGGUGAAGGCAGAAGCGGGGGCCAGUGCCACACUGAGCUGCACGGUGGCCCAGGCCCAGACUGAGGUGACCUGGUUCAAGGAUGGGAAGAAGCUGAGCUCUGGCUCGAAGGUUCGAGUGGAGGCCUUGGGCUGUGAGAGGAGGCUGGUGGUGCAGCAGGCGGGCAAGGCAGAUGCCGGGGAGUACAGCUGUGAGGCCGGGGGACAGAAGGUCUCCUUCCGCCUGGACGUCACAGAGCCCAAGGUGGUGUUUGCCAAGGAGCAGCAGACACGCAGCGAGGUGAAGGCAGAGGUGGGGGCCAGUGCCACACUGAGCUGCACGGUGGCCCAGGCCCAGACUGAGGUGACCUGGUUCAAGGAUGGGAAGAAGCUGAGCUCUGGCUCGAAGGUUCGAGUGGAGGCCUCGGGCUGUGAGAGGAGGCUGGUGGUGCAGCAGGCAGGCAAGGCGGAUGCCGGGGAGUACAGCUGUGAGGCCGGGGGACAGAAGGUCUCCUUCCGUCUGGACGUCACAGAGCCCAAGAUGGUGUUUGCCAAGGAGCAGCAGACACGCAGCGAGGUGAAGGCAGAGGCGGGGGCCAGUGCCACACUGAGCUGCACGGUGGCCCAGGCUCAGACUGAGGUGACCUGGUUCAAGGAUGGGAAGAAGCUGAGCUCUGGCUCGAAGGUUCAAGUGGAGGCCUCGGGCUGUGAGAGGAGGCUGGUGGUGCAGCAGGCGGGCAAGGCGGAUGCCGGGGAGUACAGCUGUGAGGCUGGGGGACAGAAGGUCUCCUUCCGUCUGGACGUCACAGAGCCCAAGGUGGUGUUUGCCAAGGAACAGCAGACACGCAGUGAGGUGAAGGCAGAGGCGGGGGCCAGUGCCACACUGAGCUGCACAGUGGCCCAGGCCCAGAAUGAGGUGACCUGGUUCAAGGAUGGGAAGAAGCUGAGCUCUGGCUCGAAGGUUCGAGUGGAGGCCUCGGGCUGUGAGAGGAGGCUGGUGGUGCAGCAGGCGGGCAAGGCAGAUGCCGGAGAGUACAGCUGUGAGGCCGGGGGACAGAAGGUCUCCUUCCGUCUGGAUGUCACAGAGCCCAAGGUGGUGUUUGCUAAGGAGCAGCAGGCACACAGCGAGGUGAAGGCAGAGGCGGGGGCCAGUACCACACUGAGCUGCACGGUGGCCCAGGCUCAGACUGAGGUGACCUGGUUCAAGGAUGGGAAGAAGCUGAGCUCUGGCUCGAAGGUUCGAGUGGAGGCCUCGGGCUGUGAGAGGAGGCUGGUGGUGCAGCAGGUGGGCAAGGCGGAUGCCGGGGAGUACAGCUGUGAGGCCGGGGGACAGAAGCUCUCCUUCCGUCUGGACGUCACAGAGCCCAAGGUGGUGUUUGCUAAGGAGCAGCAGGCUCGAAAUGAGGUGAAGUCAGAGGCGGGGGCCAGUGCCACACUGAGCUGUGAGGUGGCCCAGGCCCAGACUGAGGUGACCUGGUUCAAGGAUGGGAAGAAGCUGAGCUCUAGCUCGAAGGUUCGAGUGGAGGCCUCGGGCUGUGAGAGGAGGCUGGUGGUGCAGCAGGCGGGCAAGGUGGAUGCCGGGGAGUACAGCUGUGAGGCCGGGGGACAGAAGGUCUCCUUCCGUCUGGAUGUCACAGAGCCCAAGGUGGUGUUUGCCAAGGAGCAGCAGACACACAGCCAGGUGAAGGCAGAGGCGGGGGCCAGUGCCACACUGAGCUGCACGGUGGCCCAGGCCCAGACUGAGGUGACCUGGUUCAAGGAUGGGAAGAAGCUGAGCUCUGGCUCGAAGGUUCGAGUGGAGGCCUCGGGCUGUGAGAGGAGGCUGGUGGUGCAGCAGGCGGGCAAGGCGGAUGCCGGGGAGUACAGCUGUGAGGCCGGGGGACAGAGGGUCUCCUUCCGUCUGGAUGUGCCAGAACCCAAGGUGGUGUUUGCCAAGGAGCAGCAGACACGCAGCGAGGUGAAGGCAGAGGCGGGGGCCAGUGCCACACUGAGCUGCAUGGUGGCCCAGGCCCAGACUGAGGUGACCUGGUUCAAGGAUGGGAAGAAGCUGAGCUCUGGCUCGAAGGUUCGAGUGGAGGCCUCGGGCUGUGAGAGGAGGCUGGUGGUGCAGCAGGCGGGCAAGGCGGAUGCCGGGGAGUACAGCUGUGAGGCCGGGGGACAGAGGGUCUCCUUCCGCCUGGACGUCACAGAGCCCACGGUGGUGUUUGCCAAGGAGCAGCAGACACACAGCCAGGUGAAGGCAGAGGCGGGGGCCAGUGCCACACUGAGCUGCACGGUGGCCCAGGCCCAGACUGAGGUGACCUGGUUCAAGGAUGGGAAGAAGCUGAGCUCUGGCUCGAAGGUUCGAGUGGAGGCCUCGGGCUGUGAGAGGAGGCUGGUGGUGCAGCAGGCGGGCAAGGCGGAUGCCGGGGAGUACAGCUGUGAGGCCGGGGGACAGAAGGUCUCCUUCCGUCUGGACGUCACAGAGCCUAAGGUGGUGUUUGCCAAGGAGCAGCAGACACACAGUGAGGUGAAGGCAGAGGCGGGGGCCAGUGCCACACUGAGCUGCACGGUGGCCCAGGCCCAGACUGAGGUGACCUGGUUCAAGGAUGGGAAGAAGCUGAGCUCUGGCUCGAAGGUUCGAGUGGAGGCCUUGGGCUGUGAGAGGAGGCUGGUGGUGCAGCAGGCGGGCAAGGCGGAUGCCGGGGAGUACAGCUGUGAGGCCGGGGGACAGAAGGUCUCCUUCCGUCUGGACGUCACAGAGCCCAAGGUGAUGUUUGCCAAGGAGCAGCAGGCUCGUAGCGAGGUGAAGGCAGAGGCGGGGGCCAGUGCCACACUGAGCUGCACGGUGGCCCAGGCCCAGACUGAGGUGACCUGGUUCAAGGAUGGGAAGAAGCUGAGCUCUGGCUCGAAGGUUCGAGUGGAGGCCUCGGGCUGUGAGAGGAGGCUGGUGGUGCAGCAGGCGGGCAAGGCGGAUGCUGGAGAGUACAGCUGUGAGGCCGGGGGACAGAGGGUCUCCUUCCGCCUGGACGUCACAGAGCCCAAGGUGGUGUUUGCCAAGGAGCAGCAGGCUCGCAGCGAGGUGAAGGCAGAGGCGGGGGCCAGUGCCACACUGAGCUGCACGGUGGCCCAGGCCCAGACUGAGGUGACCUGGUUCAAGGAUGGGAAGAAGCUGAGCUCUGGCUCAAAGGUUCGAGUGGAGGCCUCGGGCUGUGAGAGGAGGCUGGUGGUGCAGCAGGCGGGCAAGGCGGAUGCUGGAGAGUACAGCUGUGAGGCCGGGGGACAGAAGGUCUCCUUCCGUCUGGACGUCACAGAGCCCAAGGUGGUGUUUGCCAAGGAGCAGCAGGCACACAGCGAGGUGAAGGCAGAGGCAGGGGCCAGUGCCACACUGAGCUGCACGGUGGCCCAGGCCCAGACUGAGGUGACCUGGUUCAAGGAUGGGAAGAAGCUGAGCUCUAGCUCGAAGGUUCGAGUGGAGGCCUCGGGCUGUGAGAGGAGGCUGGUGGUGCAGCAGGCGGGCAAGGCGGAUGCCGGGGAGUACAGCUGUGAGGCCGGGGGACAGAAGGUCUCCUUCCGUCUGGACGUCACAGACACCAAGGUGGUGUUUGCCAAGGAGCAGCAGGCUUGCAGCGAGGUGAAGUCAGAGGCGGGGGCCAGUGCCACACUGAGCUGUGAGGUGGCCCAGGCCCAGACUGAGGUGACCUGGUUCAAGGAUGGGAAGAAGCUGAGCUCUGGCUCGAAGGUUCGAGUGGAGGCCUCGGGCUGUGAGAGGAGGCUGGUGGUGCAGCAGGCGGGCAAGGCGGAUGCCGGGGAGUACAGCUGUGAGGCCGGGGGACAGAAGGUCUCCUUCCGCCUGGAUGUCACAGAACCAGAGCCUGAGUCCCGAAUUCCAGAGAGACCCAGCCGCAGGGAGCCUCUGGUGGUCAAGGAACACGAGAACAUUGUCCUGACCGCCACGCUGGCUGCGCCCUCUGUGGCUGCUGUGACCUGGCUCAAAGACGGCGUGGAGAUUCGACGCAGUAAGCGGCAUGAGGCCACCAGCCUGGGUGAUACCCACACCCUGACCGUGAAGGGUGCCCAGGUGCUAGACAGUGCCAUCUACAGCUGCCGUGUUGGCAAGGAAAGCCAGGACUUUCCGGUGCAGGUGGAAGAGGUUGCCGCCAAGUUCUCCAAACCCCUGGAGCCUGUCGAAGGGGAAUUGGGUGGCACCGUGAAGCUGGUCUGCGAGCUGACCCCAGAACAGGCUGAGGUUGUGUGGCGCUGUGGGAGCACACAGCUGCGAGAGGGCAAACGCUUCCAGAUGACAUCUGAGGGGCCUAGGCGCACACUGACUGUGUCUGGCCUUCGAGAGGAUGAUGCAGAGGAGUAUGUGUGUGAGAGCCGGGAUGACCGAACCAGCGCACGGCUCACUGUCAAAGUUCCCCGGGUGGUCAAGUUUACAUCUGGAUUGAGCGCCGUGGUUGUCGAGGAAGGUCAAGAGGCCACCUUUCAGUGUGUCGUGUCUCCCAGUGAUGCGGCAGUCACGUGGUACAAGGAUGGCGCCCAGCUGCUGCCCAGCGAGAAGUUUGUUAUGGCACAGAGUGGCGCCACCUGUAGCUUGACCCUCUUGGGUCUGACCCUGGAGGAUGCUGGCCGUGUCACAGUGGAGGCUGAGGGCGCCUCAUCUUCUGCUACCCUCCGGGUCCGAGAGGCACCAGUCCUCUUCAAAAAGAAGCUUGAGCCACAGACGGUGGAGGAGAAGAGCUCCGUGACGCUGGAGGUGGAGCUGACGCGCCCCUGGCCGGAGGUGAGGUGGACACGGAAUGCCGCAGUCCUGGCGCCCAGCGAGAACGUGGAGAUCCAUGCCGAGGGUGCUCGGCACCGUCUGGUGCUGCGCAGCGUGGGCUUUGCGGACCGUGGCUUCUUCGGCUGUGAGACACCAGAUGACAAGACCCAGGCCAAGAUCAAUGUGGAAAUGCGGCAGGUCCGGCUGGUUCGAGGUUUGCAGGCCGUGGAGGCUAAGGAACAGGGCACAGCCUCCAUGGAUGUGGAGUUGUCCCAUGCUGAUGUGGAGGGCAGCUGGACUCGAGAUGGCCUGCGGCUUCAGCCUGGGCCCACAUGUCACCUGGCUGUACAAGGCCCCAUCCACGUCCUCACACUCUCGGCACUGAGGCCACAGGACAGCGGGUUGGUGGCCUUCAGGGCUGAGGGCGUGCACACGUCUGCACAGCUCAUUGUCACCGAGUUGCCGGUGAGCUUCACCCGACUACUACAGGAUGUGGUGGCCACCCAGAAAGAGAAAGUGACCCUGGAGUGUGAGUUGUCACGGCCAGUGGAUGUGCGCUGGCUGAAGGAUGGUGUGGAGCUGCGGGCAGGCAAGACCAUGGGCAUAGUGGCCCAGGGAGCCUGCAGGAGUCUCGUCAUUUACCGAUGUGAGGUUGGGGACCAGGGUGUCUAUGUGUGUGAUGCUCUUGACGCUCAGACCUCGGCCUCUCUGAAGGUGCAGGGCCGCAGUGUUCAGAUUCUGAAGCCACUGGAGGAUGUGGAGGUGAUGGAGAAGGAGGGUGCCACCUUCUCCUGUGAGGUGUCCCAUGAGGAGGUUCCUGGCCUGUGGUUCCGAGAAUCCAGCAAGCUACGGCCCAGCGACAAUGUGCGCAUCCGGCAGGAAGGGAGGACGUACACUCUGAUCUUCCGGAGGGUACUGGCGGAAGAUGCGGGCGAGAUCAAAUUUGUAGCUGAAAAUGUAGAAUCAAGAGCCCACCUCCGAGUGAAAGAGCUGCCUGUAACCCUCCUGCGCCCACUGAGGGACAAGAUUGCCAUGGAGAAACACCGUGGCGUGCUUGAGUGCCAGGUGUCCCGGGCCAGUGCCCAGGUGCGGUGGUUCAAGGGCAGAGUGGAGCUGCAGCCUGGGCCCAAGUAUGAAGUGGUCAGUGAUGGCCUUUACCGCAAACUGGUCAUCAAUGAUGUGCAGCCGGAGGACGAAGAUACCUACACCUGUGAUGCCGGUGACGUCAAGACCAGUGCCCAGUUCUUUGUGGAAGAGCAAUCCAUCACCAUCGUGCGAGGCCUGCAGGACAUGACAGUCAUGGAACCCGCCCCGGCCUGGUUUGAAUGUGAGACCUCCAUCCCCUCCGUGAGGCCGCCCAAGUGGCUCCUUGGUAAGACCGUGCUCCAGGCAGGGGCGAAUGUGGGCCUGGAGCAAGACGGUACUGUGCACCGACUGACAUUGCAUAAGACCUGCUCCACCAUGACUGGGCCUGUGCACUUCACCAUCGGCAAGUCCCGCUCCUCUGCCCAGCUUGUCGUCUCAGACAUCCCUGUGGUACUGACACGGCCACUGGAGCCCAAAGCAGGGCGCGAGCUGCAGUCUGUAGUCCUGUCCUGUGACUUCAGGCCGGCCCCCAAGGCUGUGCAGUGGUACAAGGAGGACACCCCGCUGGCCCCGUCAGAAAAGUUCAAGAUGGCGCUGGAGGGCCAGAUGGCAGAGCUGCGCAUACUCCGGCUCACUCCGGCUGAUGCUGGGCUCUAUCGGUGCCAGGCGGGUAACGCCCAGAGCAGUGCCAAGGUUACUGUGGAAGCUCGGGAGGUGACAGUGAUUCAGCCACUGAAGGAUGCUGAAGCCGUGGAGGAAGGCCGGGUCUGCUUCUCAUGCGAGCUGUCCCAUAAGGACGAGGACGUCGAGUGGUCACUCAAUGGGACACCCCUGUACAAUGACAGCUUCCACGAGAUCAGCCGUGAGGGCUGUCUCCACACACUGGUGCUGAAGAGUGUCCGGCAGGCCGACGCAGGCACGGUGUGUGCCACCUCCCCAAAGGUGUCAGUUUCUGCCCAGCUAGUGGUCAGAGCAAAGCCAGUGGUGUUCCUGAAAGCACUGGAUGACGUGUCUGCCGAAGAGCGUGGUACGCUGGCCCUGCAGUGCGAGGUCUCAGACCCUGGAGCACAUGUGGUUUGGCGCAAAGAUGGCGUGGAGCUGGGUCCCGGUGACAAGUAUGACUUCUUACACAAGGCAGGCACUCGGGGCCUAACGGUCCAUGACCUGAGCCACGAGGAUGCCGGACUGUACACCUGCCACGUGGGCAGUGAGGAGACCCGGUCCAGGGUCAGCGUGCAUGAUCUGCACGUGGGCAUCACCAAGAGAUUAAAGACAGUGGAGGUGGUGGAGGGAGACAGCUGCAGCUUUGAGUGUGUCCUGUCCCACGAGAGUGACAGUGACCCAGCAGUGUGGACCGUCGGUGGGAAGACAGUGGGUAGUUCUGGCCACUUUCGGGCCACUCGCCAGGGCCGCAAAUACACUCUGACAGUCAAAGACGCCGCGCUCAGUGAUGCAGGGGAGGUGGUCUUCUCAGUGAUGGGCCUCACAUCCAAGGCCUCGCUCAUCAUCAGAGAGAGGCCAGUGGAGAUCACAAAGCCCUUGGAGGACCAGCGCACUACCCUUGGAGAACACGUGACGCUAAGCUGUGAGCUGUCUAGGGCAGGCACCUCCGUGCGCUGGCUGAAAGAUGGGAAGGCCAUCCGGAAGAGUCAGAAGUACGACCUGCUCAGUGAAGGCACGCGGGCUGUGCUGGUUGUCCGCGAGGCCUCACUCAAGGAUUCUGGAGAGUACACCUGUGAGACAGAAGCUUCUAGAAGCACCGCCAGGCUCCUUGUGAAAGAAAAGGCAAACCGCUUCACGGAGGAGCUGGCUGACCUGCAGGUGGAAGAGAAGGGCACAGCUGUGUUCACGUGCAAGACAGAGCACCCAGCAUCUGUCGUGACCUGGCGCAAAGGCCUCCUGGAGCUGCGUGCCUCAGGGAAACAUGCCCCGAGCCAGGAGGGCUUGACCUUGCAGCUCACCAUCAAUGCCCUGGAGAGGACAGACAGUGAUACCUACACCUGUGACAUUGGCCAAGCCCGGACCCAGGCCCGGCUCCUCGUCCAUGGCCAGAAAGUGCGCAUUACCGAGGACCUAGAGGACACUGCCGUCCAGGAGGGCUCCUCUGCCAAGUUCUGCUGCCGUAUCUCCCCUGCUGACUACAGCCCGGUGCACUGGUUCCUGGAUAAGACCCCCUUGCACAGCAAUGAGCUGAAUGAGAUCGCUGUGCAGCCUGGAGGCUACCACGUGCUCACCCUGCGGCAGCUGGCACUCAAGGACUCAGGCACUGUCUACUUCGAGGCGGGUGAUCAGCGGACCUCAGCUGCCCUGCGGGUGACUGAGAAGCCGAGCAUCUUCUCGCGGCCACUCACGGAUGUCACAGUCACAGAAGGCGAGGACUUGACCCUUGUCUGUGAAACCACCACUCUGGAUAGCUCUGUGCGCUGGACCAAAGAUGGGAAGACCCUGAGGCCCUCUGCACGAUGCCAGAUGAGCUCUGAAGGCUGUCGGGCCCAGCUGGUCAUCAUCGGUACCACCCUACAAGAUGGUGGGCGAUACAAAUGUGAGGUUGGCGGAACCUCCAGCAGCUCCAUCGUCAGGGUCCAUGCUCGGCCCGUGCGGUUCAGGGAGUCCCUGAAGGGUGUGGAGGUGCCAGAGGGCAGGGCUGCCACUCUACGCUGCGUGCUGUCAUCCGUGGCUGCGCCUGUGGAGUGGCGUCGUGGAGAUGACGUCGUGAAGUCCAGCAGCAAGUACAGCCUUCGCCAAGAGGGGGCUGUGCUGGAGCUGGUCAUCCGAGACCUAACGCCCCAGGACAGUGGGCAAUAUUCAUGCGCCUUUGGGGACCAGACAACUUCAGCCACACUCACAGUGAAACCUGCGUCUGCCCAGUUCGUAGGGAAAUUGAGAAACAAGGAGGCCACAGAAGGGACCACGGCCACACUGCGGUGCGAGCUGAGCAAAGAGGCCCCCGUGGAAUGGAGGAAGGGGACAGAGACCCUGAGAAACGGGGACAAGUACAGCCUGAAGCAGGAUGGAGCAGUGUGUGAACUGCACAUCUGUAGCCUGGUUGCGGCAGAUGCGGGGGAGUACUUGUGUGUGUGUGGACAGGAGAGGACCUCGGCCACGCUGGCUGUCAAGGCUCUGCCCGCCCACUUCAUCGGAAGGCUCAGAAGCAAGGAGGCCACAGAAGGCGCCAUGGUCACGCUGCGGUGUGAGCUGAGCAAGGCUGCCCCUGUGGAGUGGAGGAAGGGAGCCGAGACCCUGAGAGAUGGAGACAGAUACACCCUGAAACAGGAUGGGGCUGUGUGUGAACUGCAGAUCCGCAGCCUGGCUACAUCAGAUGCUGGGGAGUACCUGUGCCUAUGUGGGCAGGAAAAGACCUCAGCCACGCUGACCAUCAGGGCCCUCCCGGCUAAGUUUGUAGAAGGUCUGAAGAAUGAAGAAGCCACAGAAGGAACCACGGCUACACUGAGGUGUGAACUGAGCAAGGCAGCUCCUGUGACAUGGAAGAAAGGAACAAAGACUUUGCAGACUGGAGACCGAUAUGACCCGAGGCAGGAUGGAGCCGUGUGUAGGCUGCAGAUCCGUGGUCUGACCAUGGCCGAUGCCGGGGAGUACUCAUGCGUGUGUGUGCAGGAGAAGACUUCAGCCACGCUCACUGUCAGGGGCCUGCCUGCCAAAUUUAUAGAAGAUUUGAGGAGCCAAGACGCCACAGAAGGGGCCACAGCCACAUUAAGGUGUGAGCUGAGCAAGGCUGCCCCUGUGGAGUGGAGGAAGGGGUCCGAGACCCUGGGAGAUGGAGGCAGAUACACCCUGAGGCAGGAUGGAGCUGUGUGUGAACUGCAGAUCUGUGGCCUGGCCGUGGUGGAUUCUGGGGAGUACUCAUGUGUGUGCGGGCAGGAGAGGACCUCAGCCACACUGAAUAUUAGUGCCAUGCCCACCAAGUUCACAGAGUCCCUGAGGAAUGAAGAGGCCAUGGAAGGCACCAUGGUCACGCUGAGGUGCCAAAUGAACAAGGCUGCCCCAGUGGAGUGGAGGAAGGGAGAAAAGACCCUCAAAGAUGGGGACAGAUACAUCCUGAGGCAGGAUGGGGCCACGUGUGAGCUGCAGAUCCAUGGCCUGGCUGUGGAAGAUGCUGGGGCGUACUCAUGCCUGUGUGGGCAGGAGAGGACCUCAGCCACGCUGAGUGUCAAGGCCCUGCCCACCAGAUUCAUAGAAGACUUGAGAAGCCAAGAAGCCACGGAAGGCACCAUGGUCACGCUGAGGUGCCAGCUGAGCAAGGCUGCCCCUGUGGAGUGGAGGAAGGGAUCUGAGAGCCUGAGAGAUGGGGUCAGAUACAGCCUGAGGCAGGAUGGGGCUGUGUGUGAGCUGCAGAUCCGUGGCCUGGCUGUGGAAGAUGCUGGAGAGUACUCAUGCCUGUGUGGGCAGGAGAGGACCUCAGCCACACUGAGUGUCAAGGCCCUGCCCACCAGAUUCAUAGAAGGCUUGAGAAGCCAAAAGGCCACGGAAGGCACCAUGGUCACACUGAGGUGCCAGCUGAGCAAGGCUGCCCCUGUGGAGUGGAGGAAGGGGUCUGAGAGCCUGGGAGAUGGGGACAGAUACAUCCUGAGGCAGGAUGGUGCCACGUGUGAGCUGCAGAUCCGUGGCCUGACCGUGGAAGAUGCUGGAGAGUACUCAUGCGUGUGUGGGCAGGAGAAGACCUCAGCCACGCUGAGUAUAGAUGCCCUGCCCACACGGUUCAUUGAAGAGCUGAAGUCCCAGGAGGCCAUGGAAGGCUGCACGGCCACUCUGCAAUGUCAGCUCAGCAAAGAGGCCUCCGUGGCGUGGAAGAAGGGAAGGGAGACCCUCAGAGAUGGGGACAGAUACAAGCUGCAGCAAAAGGGAACCACGUGUGAGCUGCAGAUCCGUGACCUGACCAUGGCAGAUGCUGCAGAGUACUCAUGCGUGUGUGGGGAGGAGAAGACCACAGCCAUGCUGACCGUCAUGGCGCUGCCCACCAAGUUUACAGAGGGUUUGAAGAAUGAAGAGGCCACGGAAGGGACCAUGGUGACUCUGAGGUGCCAGCUGAGCAAAGAAGCCCCAGUGGAGUGGAGGAAGGGAACAGAGAUCCUCAGAGAUGGGGACAGAUACAGCCUGAGGCAGGAUGGGGCUGUGUGUGAGCUGCAGAUCCGUGGCCUGGCUGUGGAAGAUGCUGGAGAGUACUGGUGCCUGUGUGGGCAGGAGAGGACCUCAACCACACUGAGUGUCAAGGCCCUGCCCACCAGAUUCAUAGAAGGCUUGAGAAGCCAAGAGGCCACGGAAGGCACCAUGGUCACACUGAGGUGCCAGCUGAGCAAGGCUGCCCCUGUGGAGUGGAGGAAGGGGUCUGAGAGUCUGAGAGAUGGGGACAGAUACAGCCUGAGGCAGGAUGGGGCCACGUGUGAGCUGCAGAUCAAUGUCCUGGCUGUGGAAGAUGCUGGAGAGUACUCAUGCCUAUGUGGGCAGGAGAAGACCUCAGCCACACUGAGUGUCAAGGCCCUGCCCACCAGAUUCAUAGAAGACUUGAGAAGCCAAGAGGCCACGGAAGGCACCAUGGUCAUACUGAGGUGCCAGCUGAGCAAGGCUGCCCCUGUGGAGUGGAGGAAGGGGUCUGAGAGCCUGAGAGAUGGGGACAGAUACAGCCUGAGGCAGGAUGGGGCUGUGUGUGAGCUGCAGAUCCGUGGCCUGGCUGUGGAAGAUACUGGAGAGUACUCAUGUGUGUGUGAGCAGGAGAAGACCUCAUCCAUGCUGAGUGUCAAGGCCCUGCCCGCCAGAUUUAUAGAAGGCUUGAGAAGCCAAGAGGCCGUGGAAGGUACAACAGCCACAAUGCGGUGUGAGCUGAGCAAGAAGGCCCCUGUGGAGUGGAGGAAGGGGUCUGAGAUCCUGAGAGAUGGGGACAGAUACAGCCUGAGGCAGGAUGGGGCUGUGUGUGAGCUGCAGAUCCGUGGCCUGGCUGUGGGAGAUACUGGAGAGUACUCAUGCGUGUGUGGGCAGGAGAGGACUUCGGCCACCCUGAGCAUCACGGCCCCACAGGUGGUGUUCGAGAAGCCACUGCAGAACCUGAAAGUGGAGGAAGGUUCCACGGCCAGGCUGCAGUGUGAACUGUCAGUCCCCAAUGCCGCUGUGGUUUGGAGCAAGGGUGGCUUGGAGCUGCAGGCUGAUGCGCGCCGAGAGCCCCGGCAGCAGGGGUGUGCGGCAGAGCUGCUGCUCAGGGAUGUGCGCCGUGAGGAUGCGGGCGAGUACAGCUGCACCUGCGGCUCCCAGAGCACGAGCGCCACCCUUGUGGUUACAGCUGCUCCCGUGCAGUUCCUCAGGGAGCUGCAGGCCCAGGAGGUGGAUGAGGGGACCACGGCGCACCUGCACUGUGAGCUGAGCCAGGCGGCUGCCAGCGUGGAGUGGCGCAAGGGCUCCCUGCAGCUGUUCCCUUGUGCCAAGUACCAGAUGGUGCAGGAGGGCGCGACGGCUGCGCUGCUGGUCCGAGAGGUGGAGCAGGAGGAUGCCGGUGAAUACAUCUGUGACACAGGCCACACGCAGAGCGUCGCCAGGCUCUCAGUUCGAGCCCCCAAACCCAAGUUCAAGACCGGCCUGCAGAGCACAGAGCAGGAAGCAGGUGGCGUGGCCCGGCUGUGUUGUCAGCUGAGUGAGGCUGAGCCAGGGGCUCCAGUGCAGUGGCUCAAGGAGGGUGUCGAGCUGCGCGUCGGCCCCAAGUAUGAGAUGCGGCGCCAAGGGGCUACGUGCGAGCUGCUGAUCCACGGUCUCGAGACCAAGGACACCGGAGAAUAUGCCUGUGUGGUGGGUGGCCAGAAGACCUUGGCCUCUCUCAGAGUCAAAGAGCCUGAGGUGACCAUUGUGCGGGGACUGGUUGACAUGGAGGUGCAGGCUGACGAGGAUGUGGAGUUUACUUGUGAGGUGUCGCGAGCAGGAGCCACAGAUGUGCAGUGGCGUCUCCAGGGUCUGCCACUGCAGAGCAAUGAAGUCACAGAGGUGGCCGUUCUUGGAGAUGGCCGUACCCACAUGCUCCAGCUGAAGGGUGUGACACUGGAGGAUGCUGGCACCGUCUCCUUCCAUGUGGGCAACCAUUCAUCUUCUGCUCAGCUCACGGUCCGAGUCCCUGAGGUGACUAUUCUGGAGCCCCUGCAAGAUGUGAAGCUCAGCGAAGGCCAGGAUGCCCAUUUCCAGUGCCGGCUGUCCAGGGCCUCUGGCCAGGAGGCCCGCUGGGCUUUGGGAGGGGUUCCCUUGCAGUCCAAUGAGAUGAACGACAUCGCUGUGGAGCAGGGCACGCUCUACCUGCUCACUCUGCAUAAGGUGACCCUGGAGGAUACUGGAACCGUCACUCUCCAAGUGGGCUCAUGCUCCUCAGAAGCCCAGCUGAAGGUCACAGCCAAGAACACAGUGGUGCGUGGCCUAGAGAACGUGGAUGCCCUGGAGGGCGGCGAAGCUCUGUUCGAGUGCCAGCUGUCCCAGCCUGAGGUGGCUGCCCACACCUGGCUCUUGGAUGAUGAGCCUGUGCACACCUCGGAAAAUGUGGAGAUGGUCUACUUUGAGAAUGGGCUGCGGCACUUGCUGCUGCUCAAAAACCUGAAGCCGCAGGACAGCUGCCGAGUGACCUUCCUGGCAGGGGAUGUGGUCACAUCUGCAUUCCUCACUGUGAGAGGCUGGCGCUUGGAGGUCCUGGAGCCGCCACAAGAUGCAUCCGUGAGAGCUGGUAUGCAGGCCUCCUUCACGUGCACGCUAAGUGAGGCGGUGCCCGUGGGCGAGGCUUCGUGGUACAUCAACGGGGCUGCCAUCCAGCCUGACGACACCGACUGGACGGUCACCGCAGAUGGCAGCCACCACGCCCUGAUGCUGAGCAAUGCCCAGCCCCAACACACAGGAGAGGUCACAUUUGCAGCUCGUGAUGCCGUGGCCUCUGCACGCCUCUCUGUGUUGGCCCUCCCUGACCCUCCCGAAGAUGCUGAGGUGGUGGGUCGUAGUGGCCGUUCUGUGACCCUAUCCUGGGUGGCUCCCAUGAGUGAUGGUGGCGGUGGUCUUUGUGGUUAUCGUGUGGAGAUGAAGGAGGCAUCCACUGGCCAGUGGCAGUUGUGCCAUGAGCUGGUACCUGGGCCAGAGUGUGUGGUGGACGGCCUGGUCCCUGGGGAGACCUAUCGCUUCCGAGUGGCAGCUGUAGGUCCGGCAGGUGCUGGGGAGCCUGUACAUCUGCCCCAGAUGGUCAAGCUAGCAGAGCCAACGGAACCUGAACCAGUCCCAGCCCCAGCCCCAGCCCCAGCCAAAGCCCCAACCCCAACCCCAGCCAAAGCCCCAACCCCAGCCCCAGCCAAAGCCCCAACCCCAACCCCAGCCAAAGCCCCAACCCCAACUCCAACCCAGCCCCCAGCCCCGGAGACACUCCAGGCAGUAGUUGGUGAGGAUGUGUGUCUGGAGUUGGAAGUGGCAGCUGAGGCUGGUGAGGUCAUCUGGCACAAGGGAACAGAGCGCAUCCAGCCCGGCGGACACUUUGAGGUCCUCUCUCAGGGUCAGCGGCAGAUGCUGCUGAUCAAGGGCUUUAGGACAGACGACCAAGGGGAGUACCGCUGUUGUCCCGCCCGGGGUCCGCCCUCCUCAGGGGCUGCCACUUUUAAUGUGGUGAUGACCUCAGGCUCUGGGGAGGAGGUCCCCUCGCAGCCCAGCCUGCCUCCUGAGGCAGCCCAGGAGGGUGACCUGCAUCUGCUCUGGGAGGCCCUUGCCCGGAAGCGCCGCAUGAGCCGGGAGCCCACUCUGGACUCCAUCAGUGAACUGCCUGAGGAAGACAGCCGUGUGCAACAUCUGCGGCAGGAGGCAGAAGAGACAGCCCCUGACCUCUCUGAGGGUUACUCCACAGCCGACGAGCUAGCACGCACGGGAGAGGCUGACCUCUCACACACCAGCUCUGACGACGAGUCCCGGGCUGGCACCCCUUCCCUAGUUACCUACCUCAAGAAGGCCGGGGGUCCUGGGAUCUCACCCCUGGCCAGCAAGCAUGGGGCCCAGGUGGCCACCUCUGUGAAGCCACAAAAGCAGCAGGAGCAAGUAGUGCCCGUGUGCCCGCUGCCAGGAGACUUGAGUGCAGCCGACCUGAAGGAUCCGUCCCUGGACAAGGCAGCUGUGAAGAUCCAGGCUGCCUUUAAGGGCUACAAAGUGCGGAAGGAGAUAAAGCAGCAGGAAGGGCCUGUGUUCUCCCGGACAUUUGGGGACACGGAGGCACAGGCUGGGGAUGUGCUGCGGCUGGAGUGCGUGGUGGCCAGCAAGGCUGACAUGCGGGCCUGCUGGCUGAAGGAUGGCAUGGAGUUGACCGACGGGCGGCACUACCACAUAGACCAGCUCAAGGACGGUACCUGCUCCCUGCUGGUCACUGGCCUGGGCCCCACUGACACUGGCCGGUACACCUGUCAGGUGAGCACCAAGUUCGGCCGUGUGAGCCACAGUGCCUGUGUGGUGGUCAGUGGGACAGAGAGCGAGGCUGAGAGCUCCUCAGGAGGCGAGCUGGACGACGCCUUCCGCCGGGCCGCUCGGCGCCUGCACAGGCUCUUCCGUACCAAGAGCCCAGCUGAGCUUUCCGAGGAGGAACUCUUCCUCAGCGCCGAUGAAGGCCCGGCGGAGCCAGAGGAGCCUGCAGACUGGCAGACAUACCGAGAGGACGAAAACUUUGUGUGCAUCCGCUUUGAGGCACUCGAGGAGGCCCGCCGAGCAGUCACCUGCUUCCGUGACAUGUUUGCCACCAUGGGCAUCGGGGUGGAGAUCAGCCUGGGAGAGCAGGGGCCCCGGGGCGUGGAGAUGCGCAUUGGCAAGGUGGCUCCCACGGUCACCCCUGCGGCGCCGCUGGCAAAGACCCCUGGCCUGCAGACUUCAGAUGCUGCCCCAGUGUUCCUGACCGAGCUGCAGAACCAAGAAGUGCAGGAUGGCUACCCCAUGAGCUUCAACUGCGUGGUGACGGGCCAGCCUGUGCCCAGUGUGCGCUGGUUCAAGGACGGGAAGCUGCUGGAGGAGGAUGACCAUUACAUGAUCAAUGAGGACCAACAGGGCGGGCACCAGCUCAUCAUCACGGCGGUGGUGCCGGCAGACAUGGGUGUCUACCGCUGCCUGGCGGAGAACAGCGUGGGAGUCUCCUCCACCAAGGCGGAGCUUCGUGUGGAGCUGACCAGCACAGACUAUGAUACCGCAGCAGACGCUACUGAGACCUCAUCAUACUUCAGUGCCCAGGGAUACCUGUCCAGCCGGGAGCAAGAGGGAACCGAGUCAGAUGAGGGGCAGCUUCCCCAGGUGUUGGAGGAGCUGAAAGACCUCCAAGUGGCCCCUGGCACACGCCUGGCCAAAUUCCAGCUCAAGGUGAAAGGCUAUCCAGCCCCCAAACUGUACUGGUUCAAAGAUGGCCGGCCCCUGACCACAUCUGCCCACAUCCGCAUGACUGACAAGAAGACCCUGCACACCCUGGAGAUUGUCUCAAUCACCCCAGAGGACAGCGGCCAGUAUGCGGCCUACAUCAGCAAUGCUGUGGGUGCUGCUUAUUCAUCGGCCCGGCUGCUGGUCCGAGGUCCCAGUGAACCAGAAGAGAAGCCAGCACCAGAUGUGCAUGAGCGACUGGUGCCUCCCCGGAUCCUGGAGAAGUUCACCCCCAAGAAAGUGAAGAGGGGUUCCAGCGUCACCUUUUCAGUGAAGGUGGAAGGACACCCAGCCCCCACUGUGCAUUGGCUCAAGGAGGAGGCAGAGAAGGGAGUACUGUGGAUUGGCCCUGAUACCCCUGGCUACACCAUGGCCAGCUCUGGCAAGCAGCAUAGCCUGGUCCUGCUGGACGUGGGCCGACAGCACCACGGCACCUACACGUGCAUCACCACCAACGCUGCUGGCCAGGCGCUCUGCUCUGCCAGCCUGCACGUCUCUGGCUUGGCCAAAGAGGAAGAGCAGGAGAGUGUGAAGGAGGCUCUCAUUUCUUCCUUCUUGCGGGGGACAAGCCAAGCUGUCUCAGCCCAGAUGGUGGAAUCUGCGGGUUUUGCUGAUCUUGCUGCACAAAGGAGAGGGGAGUCCCUGGUAGCUGAAGAGGCCCACGGUCACCUGUCCCUCGCUGAGGUGGGCACAGAAGAGUUCCUGCAGAAACUCACCUCACAGAUCACUGAGAUGGUAUCAGCCAAGAUCUCACAAGCCAAGCUCCAGGUGCCGGGAGGCGACAGCGACGAGGAGUCCAAGACGCCAUCUGCUUCUCCUCGGCAUGGCCGGUCUCGCCCUUCCUCCAGUGUCCAAGAAUCCUCUUCAGAGUCAGAGGAUGGGGACUCCCGUGGUGAGAUCUUUGACAUUUAUGUGGUCACAGCCGACUAUCUGCCCCUGGGGGCUGAGCAGGACGCCAUCAUUCUGAGAGAAGGCCAGUAUGUGGAGGUCCUGGAUUCAGCCCAUCCCCUGCGCUGGCUUGUACGCACCAAGCCCACCAAAUCCAGCCCUUCUAGGCAGGGCUGGGUGUCGCCUGCCUACCUGGACAAGAGGCUCAAGCUGUCUCCUGAGUGGGGGCCCACUGAGGCCCCUGAGUUCCCUGGGGAGGCUGUGUCUGAGGAUGAGUAUAGAAUGAGACUGAGCUCUGUCAUCCAGGAGUUGCUGAGCUCAGAGCAGGCUUUCGUGGGUGAGCUGCAGUUCUUGGAAAGUCACCACAUGAAGCACCUGGACCGAUCUCCCCGUGUGCCUACAGCUGUGGCCAGCCAGAAGACAGUCAUCUUCCGUAACGUGCAGGACAUCAGCCAUUUCCACAGCAGCUUCUUGAAGGAGCUGCAGUCCUGUGACACCGAUGACGAUGUGGCCAUGUGCUUCAUCAAGAACCAGGAGGCCUUUGAGAAGUACCUUGAGUUCCUGGUGGGCCGCGUGCAAGCCGAGUCAGUGGUUGUCAGCACCCCGGUCCAGGAGUUCUACAAGAAAUAUGCAGAAGAGACACUGUCGGCCAAGGACCCCACGCAGCCACCCCCACCUCCACUUCAGCAUUACCUGGAGCAGCCAGUGGAGCGGGUGCAGAAAUACCAGGCCUUGCUGAAGGAGUUAAUCCGCAACAAGGCCCGCAACCGACAGAACUGCGCGCUGCUGGAGCAGGCCUAUGCUGUGGUGUCUGCCCUGCCUCAGCGUGCCGAGAAUAAGCUGCAUGUGUCACUCAUGGAGAACUACCCAGGAACCCUGGAGGCCCUGGGAGAACCUAUCCGCCAGGGCCACUUCAUAGUGUGGGAGGGGGCACCAGGGGCCCGGAUGCCUUGGAAGGGCCACAACCGGCAUGUCUUCCUCUUCCGAAACCAUCUGGUGAUCUGCAAGCCCCGGAGAGACUCUCGAACGGACACCUUCAGUUAUGUGUUCCGGAACAUGAUGAAGCUGAGUAGCAUCGACCUGAAUGACCAGGUUGAGGGGGAUGACCGUGCCUUUGAGGUAUGGCAUGAACGGGAGGACUCUGUGCGCAAGUACCUGCUCCAGGCACGGACAGUCAUCAUCAAGAACUCAUGGGUGAAGGAGAUCUGUGGCAUCCAGCAGCGCCUGGCCCAGCCUGUGUGGCGUCCCCCUGAUUUUGAAGAGGAAUUGGCUGAUUGCACCGCUGAGCUGGGGGAAACAGUCAAGCUGGCAUGCCGAGUGACUGGCACACCUAAGCCUGUUGUCAGCUGGUACAAAGAUGGGAAGCCGGUGGAGGUGGACCCACACCACAUCCUCAUCGAAGACCCUGAUGGCUCCUGCACCCUCAUCUUGGACAACCUGACGGGUGUCGACUCUGGCCAGUACAUGUGUUUUGCGGCCAGUGCAGCUGGCAAUGCCAGCACCUUGGGGAAGAUUCUAGUACAAGUGCCCCCACGGUUUGUGAACAAGGUCCGGGCCACCCCCUUUGUGGAGGGGGAGGAUGCACAGAUCACCUGCACUGUGGAAGGUGCCCCGUACCCUCAGAUCAGGUGGUACAAGGACGGUGCCCUGCUAACCCUGGGCAACAAGUACCAGAUGCUGAAUGAGCCCCGCAGUGGUGUCCUGGUGCUGGUGAUCCGGGCAGCCAGCAAGGAGGACUUGGGACACUAUGAGUGUGAGUUGGUGAACCGGUUGGGCUCCACACGUGGUGGUGGAGAACUGUACAUGCAGAGUCCUGCCCUGCGUGCCCGGGACCAGCACCACCGGGAACAGCUGGUGGCCGCUGUGGAAGGGGCCCCAUCCAUGCAGGUCACGAUUGAGGAUGUCCAAGUCCAAGCAGGUGACACGGCACAGUUCGACGCUGUCAUCGAAGGCAGCCCACCACCCACAGUGACCUGGUACAAGGACAGCAACCAGCUGAUGAGCAGCGACAGGCUGAGCCAGCGGCAGGAUGGGACUACAUAUUCCUUGGUGCUGACUGAUGUGGCUCCACAUGAUGCUGGCGUCUACACAUGCCUUGCCCAUAAUGCAGGUGGACAGGUGCUCUGCAAGGCGGAACUGCUGGUCCAUGGGGGGGACAAGCUAGACUCAGAAAAGCCAGUAUAUCGGAGAAAACUGCAUUCCUUCUAUGAAGUUCAAGAAGAGAUUGGGAGGGGUGUGUUUGGUUUUGUGAAAAGAGUUCAGCACAAAGGAAACAAGAUGUCCUGUGCUGCCAAGUUCAUCCCCCUGCGGAGCAAAACUCGGGCCCAGGCGUACCAGGAACGAGACAUCUUGGCUACACUCAGCCACCCGCUGGUCACUGGGCUCCUGGACCAAUUUGAGACACGGAAGACUCUCAUCCUUAUCUUGGAGCUGUGCUCAUCUGAGGAGCUGCUGGAUCGCCUCUUCAAGAAGGGUGUUGUGACUGAGGCUGAGGUCAAGGUCUACAUCCAGCAGCUGGUGGAAGGACUGCACUAUUUGCACAGCCAUGGCGUCCUCCACCUGGACAUAAAGCCCCCCAACAUCCUGAUGGUGCACCCAGCUCGGGAAGACAUUAAGAUCUGUGACUUUGGCUUUGCCCAAAAAAUCACCCCCUCAGAGCCACAGUACAGCAAGUUCGGCGCGCCCGAGUUCGUGUCUCCAGAGAUCAUUGAGCAGAGUCCUGUGAGCGAGGGCUCGGACAUCUGGGCCGUGGGUGUCAUCUCCUACCUCAGCCUGACCUGCUCAUCCCCAUUUGCUGGAGAGAGUGACCGUGCCACCCUGCUGAAUGUUCUGGAGGGCCGGGUAUCUUGGAGUAGUCCCAUGGCUGCCCAUCUGAGUGAGGAUGCCAAGGACUUUAUCAAGGCCACACUGCAGAAGACCCCCAGGGCCCGGCCUAGUACUUCCCAGUGCCUUGCCCACCCCUGGUUCCUGAAAUCCAUGCCUGCUGAGGAGGCCCACUUCAUCAACACCAAGCAGCUCAAGUUCCUUCUUGCUCGAAGCCGCUGGCAGCGCUCCCUGAUGAGCUACAAGUCUAUCCUGGUGAUGCGCUCCAUCCCUGAGCUGCUCCAGGGUCCUCCAGACAGUCCGUCCCUAGGCGUGGCCCGGCACCUCCGAGGGGAAGCCAGUGGCUCCUCUAGCUCUUCGUCUUCCUCAGACAACGAGCUUGCCCCGUUCGCCAGGGCUAAGUCGCUGCCGCCUUCCCCUGUGACUCACUCUCCGCUGCUGCAUCCUCGGGGCUUCCUGCGGCCCUCAGCCAGCCUCCCAGAGGAGACAGAAGCCAGCAUGCCCACCGCUGAUGCAGCCCCGCCAGCAUCCCCCCAGGGGGCUGGGCCUCCGGCAAGCCCGGGUUGUGUGCCCCGGCACAGCGUUAUCAGCAGCUUGUUCUACCAGCAAGCUGGUGAGGGGUCAGAGCGCGGGAGCAAAACCUCCGGGGCCAAGCGGCACCCCGCUCGGAGGCGGCACCUGCUGAAGGGCGGGUACAUCGCAAGGGCCCUACCGGGACUUCGAGAACCACUGAUGGAGCACAGUGUGUUGGAGGAGGAGGAGGCCGCCAGGGAGGAGCAGGCCGCUCUCAUGACCAAGACACCCUCCUUUGAGACUGCCCUGAGACUACCUGGUUCCAGUGCCCGAGAGGUCCCAGGCCGAAGCCGCUCCCUGGACCACAACCCACCAGACACCGCCAGCCGCUCUCCUGAGGAAUGCGAGGGGCAAGACCUAUUCCCACCCUCCUCUGGGGUGACUCGUGAAGCCACUGCCAAAGACAUGGGGCACUCAAAGGGGUCCUUGCAGGAGUCUGUCCCCUGUUCACCUGCUAGUGGUGACUCGGGGCCUGCUAAGCAAGAGGGAUCGUCCCAGGACAGCUGUCGAGGGAAACCUGCCCCUUCCUGCCACUCUGGUUCUGGCUCCCAGGAGGGCUGCGGCUCUCCAUCAUCACAGUCGCUUGGCUCUUUACCUCCACAGUCAUCCAAGAAGGACCUCUUGACGCCCUGUAGCCCCUUCCUCACAGGACAGCCUCAGGCAGCCCCAUUCCCAACCCAAGCAAGCCCCCUUCCCGGUUCUAAGAAGGAGCCUGGGGAUAGCUCUCUAUGCGGCAGGCCCUGUCCCAGUCCCUCUAAUUCCUCAGGGCCAGCCUCCCAAGUAGGUGCCUCCCUGGAUACUGAAGACUUGUCUGAAGCUAGAGACACAUGUGACUUCACACCCCCGCUGCAGCGGCCUCAGGAGCAGGCCACCACCCGGAAGUUCUCCCUGGAAUCCCGUGGCGGCUAUGCAGGGGUGUCAGGCUACGGCACCUUUGCCUUUGGUGGGGACGCAGGGGGCAUGCUAGGGCAGGGUCCUCUUUGGGCCAGGAUGGCCUGGGCUGUGUCCCAGUCCUCAGAAGAGCAGGAUGAAGCUGUGACUGAGAGCCCUCAACCUCUAGACAGCUCAGGGCCCAUGGCUAAGGCCGGCGGGGUUUCCCUAAGGACCUCUCCGAGCUUCCCCCCAUGGGAGGAAGUCGAGCAGGUUUCCCUGGUACAGAUCCGGGAUCUGUCCGGUGAUGCAGAAGCAGCUGACACUAUCUCCUUGGACAUUUCUGAGGUAGAUCCGGCCUACCUCAACCUCUCUGAUCUAUAUGACAUCAAGUAUCUCCCCUUUGAGUUCAUGAUCUUCAGGAGGGUCCCCAAACCUGUAGAACCUCCAGAGUCACCCGGCUCUGAAACCGAGGCCGGGCAAGGGCUGGCAGAGUUCCUAGAGGAGGCUGCGUGGCCCUGGCCAGGAGAGCUGGGCCUGGGUGCUGGCUUGGAAAUUACAGAGGAGUCAGAGGAGCCAGGGGACCUGGAAGCACUUCUGGGAGAGGCUGCCAUGGGCAGGAAGCGCAAGUGGUCCCCCUCCCAUGGCCUCUUCCCAUUCCCCAGGAGGUGCCUGACAGGGGAGGAGCCCGUGGAGCUGGGGCUGCGCCAGAGGGUGAAGGCUUCCAUGGCUCACAUCUCCAGGAUCCUGAAGGGCAAGCCGGAAGGUCCUGAGAAGGAGGAGCCCCCCAGGAAGAAGGCAGGCUUAGCUUCUUUCCGGCUGUCAGGCCUGAAGGGCAGGGACCAAGCGCCAUCCUUCCUAAGAGAGCUCUCGGAUGAGACUGUGGUCCUGGGCCAGUCAGUGACACUGGCCUGCCAGGUGUUGGCCCAACCCACUGCCCAGGCCACCUGGAGCAAAGAUGGGGCCCUCCUGGGGAGCAGCGGCCACCUCCUCAUCUCUUCCACCCUGAAGAACUUCCAGCUGCUGACCAUCCUGGUGGUGACAGAGGAGGAUCUGGGCACAUACACCUGCCGUGUGAGCAAUCCGCUGGGGACGGCAGUCACGACAGGCGUCCUCCGGAAAGCAGAGCGCCCCUCAUCCUCUCCACGCCCAGAGGUGGGGGAAGUGUACACAGAUGCAGUGCUGCUGGUCUGGAAGCCCGUGGAAUCCUGUGGCCCGGUGACCUACAUUGUGCAGUGCUGUAUAGAAGGAGGCAGCUGGAUCACCCUGGCCUCUGACAUCUCCGACUGCUGCUACCUCACCGGCAAGCUGUCCCGGGGUGGCAUGUAUACCUUCCGGACUGCAUGUGUCAGCAAAGCAGGAAUGGGCCCCUAUAGCAGCCCUUCAGAACAAGUCCUCCUGGGAGGGCCCAACCACCUGGCCUCUGAGGAGGAGAGCGGCCGAGGAAGGCCAGCCCAGCUUCUCCCCAGCACAAAGACCUUCGCCUUCCAGAUGCAGAUCCGGAGGGGCCGCUUCAGUGUGGUAAGGCAGUGCAGGGAGAAGGCGAGUGGGCGGGCGCUGGCCGCUAAGAUUGUUCCCUACCAGCCCGAGGACAAGGCGGCUGUGUUAAGAGAAUACGAAGCCCUUAAGAGACUGCACCACCCACAUCUGGCCCAACUCCACGCCGCCUACCUCAGUCCCCGGCACCUGGUGCUCAUCCUGGAGCUGUGCUCUGGCCCUGAGCUGCUACCCUGUCUGGCAGAGAGGGACUCCUACUCAGAGUCUGAUGUGAAGGACUACCUGUGGCAGAUGCUGAGCGCCACCCAGUACCUGCAUGCCCAGCACAUCCUGCACCUGGACCUGAGGUCCGAGAACAUGAUGGUCACCGAGUACAACCUGCUUAAGGUUGUGGACCUGGGCAAUGCUCAGAGCCUCAGCCAAGAGAAGGUCCCACCCCCUGAGAACUUCAAAGACUACCUGGAGACCAUGGCUCCAGAACUCCUGGAAGGCCAAGGGGCUGUUCCACAGACAGACAUCUGGGCUAUUGGUGUAACAGCCUUCAUUAUGCUGAGUGGCGAGUACCCGGUCAGCAGCGAGGGGACUCGUGACCUGCAGAAAGGCUUGCCCAAGGGGCUCAUUCGGUUGAGUCGCUGCUACGCAGGGCUGUCUGGGGGUGCCGUAGCCUUCCUGCAGAGCGCACUAUGCGCUCGACCCUGGGGCCGCCCAUGCGCCACCACCUGCUUGCAGAGCGCGUGGUUGACAGAGGAGGGCCCCGCCGGCUCCCGGACCACGCCCGUGACCUUCCCCACCGCGCGCUUGCGCGCCUUCGUGCGCGAGCGCGAGAAGCGGCGGGCGCUACUCUACAAGAAGCACAACCUGGCCCAGGUGCGCUGAGGUCCUGCUCUGCAGGGCAAGAUGUGCCUUGCCACGUGAGGACACCUGUGCCAAUAAAAGAUGCAAAAAACGGCCAGAGAGUUUUCUGCUUCAU
Peromyscus californicus insignis is the source of this 27738-nucleotide messenger RNA. RefSeq names its product obscurin, cytoskeletal calmodulin and titin-interacting RhoGEF (gene Obscn). Bases 1506 to 27644 code for a protein of 8712 amino acids. Gene Ontology annotation, molecular function: ATP binding; protein kinase activity; guanyl-nucleotide exchange factor activity. The transcript is spliced from 111 exons. Lineage: Eukaryota; Metazoa; Chordata; Mammalia; Rodentia; Cricetidae. The record is from RefSeq and is a predicted model, not a curated record. Gene Ontology annotation, biological process: protein phosphorylation.